Molecule: messenger RNA, 1444 nt
Organism: Nilaparvata lugens (brown planthopper)
Lineage: Eukaryota; Metazoa; Arthropoda; Insecta; Hemiptera; Delphacidae
Product: heme oxygenase 1
Exons: 3
Coding region: 242-1012 (256 amino acids)
Biological process (GO): heme oxidation
Molecular function (GO): heme oxygenase (decyclizing) activity
Source: RefSeq, a predicted model, not a curated record
AGGUUAUAUUUUGAUGCCAAAUAGAAAGUUUACUACGCCUUUAAACGUUUCUUAAAUCAAUAUUCUUGUUGAAAAAAAUAUUCUUGGCUGUAUUGAACUUUUUUUGUAUUGUAUUGCAAAACUUGGACAAUUUUUCCCUGUAGUUGUACAUUACUUGUUUACAGAAGAAGAGUCUUUUACAAAGACAUAAGAUUACACAACACUAGUCUAGAGUAUUAGUUGGUCUAUAGGGUAAUUCAAAAUGGCUUCAGAAGUUCCUUUCAACAAGCAGCUAAGGAAAGCUACGAGAGAUGUUCAUGCUAUGAGUGACGCACUUGUUAAUGCGAAGCUGGCUUUUGCCAUGUCGGACAAUUCCGUUUGGGCCGAAGGCCUGCUGGUGUUCUACGAGAUUUUCCGCUACCUCGAGUUGGCCAUGCAUCGACUGCGCGACACACCAGUUGGCGAACUGCACAUAGAAGGCAUGGCCCGCUCAGAGGCCUUUGAGCGCGACCUUGACUUCUAUCUGGGCGCAAACUGGCGCCAAAACUACAAACCGCGAGACAGUGUUGCCAACUAUCUGGCGCAUCUGCAGCGCAUCGAAAGGGAAGACCCGAUCAGACUAUGCGCCUACGUCUACCAUCUUUACAUGGGUCUGUUUUCUGGCGGCCAAAUUCUCCGUAAAAAGAGGAAUGUCACCAAAAAAUUCCGAUCUUUCGCGUAUUUCCUGUAUUCUAACGAUGUGACCACAGAGGCAAAACGGAAAGGUGGAGAUGCCGUCACAGAUUUUGGGGAUAAUUCGGUCUAUGAACUGAAACUUAAACUAGUCAAAUCUAUGAACUCCAUCGCUGCAAACAUGGAUGAAAAAACUAGGAUGGCUCUAAUCGAGGAAAGUAAAACUGUUUUUCUUUUGAACAAUUCACUGGUGAAAACUGUGAGGGGUGCCGAUGAAGUUCUUCUGAGAAGACUUAUUGUUUUCGCUAUCGUUAUAGUAAUACUCAUGAUAUUGUUCUUCGUUUUCAUUGCCAAAGAGUAGAACUGAUCUGAAAAUCGUAUUUAUAUUUUUAUAAUUAAUUGAAUGAAAAAGACUAAGAAAUUGUCAAAAACCACAGAUUUAUUGAUACUUAGAAAGACCGGUUUCGGUUAUUACACCAUUGUCAGAAGACCUCAGAUAUUGCUGCAAUAAAGAUGCAGAAUUUACCAGAAAUUAUGCAAUUAUGCCAGAACAUUUCAUUGCAAGAAAACCUACAAAAGCACUUAAAUUAAAAAUUGAAAGCUGGAUAAAGACAGAAGAUAUCAUACCUAAAAUAUUUUAAUUUGAUGUACAUAUACUGUCUUUCUCAGUUCCUCUGAAUUUAUUAUUAGUAGGGCUAUACUCCCAGAUUAAUUUUCUCUCUCUGAGUUUAAGUUUUAUUUUUUGUGUCAUUUGUACUGUAUUGUAUUGUUUUUCUAAUUCUCUCUUUGCUUA